AUGACUCUCAACGGCGACAAUCCACUUGGCCCCUCGGGUGUAGGUGGCCUGAAUCUACCCCCACUCACCAAUAAUUUCUCCCCACGUUCGAAACUUGUUCAAGAAGGCACCAUGACGGUGGCUGCUAUUACUAACAAUUCUGCGUCAAAUCUUCAGCAUGGGACGCGGAUGCCCGACACUACUGCUACUUCCAACAGCAAACGCAUAGAAGAUGGUGGUUUUGUUCGAAAUCUUAUUCAUGGAAAAGAAGUUGUCGGUGGUUCCACUCUAGAAGAAGUUCGUAAUGGACGAUCAUACGCGGAUAUUGCUACCAAUCGUGCUCCGAGACGUCCAAAUUUGCUUGCCCACCAUUACCAUGCUCUGCGACCCACAAAGGAAGGGGAUCAGUUUUCCUUUAAAAUCCCCAAGGAUUUGCUUCUCAAAGAGAUUGCCCAAUUCUCUCAUGCUUUAACUGGACGACUGCUCCUUAAAAAGGGUGAAAAACCUAAAACUGCCAUGAUGGUUAAGAAAGAACUGGAAGGUUUAUGGGGUAUUGAAGCCUCAUGGAAACUGAUCCCAUUAGGCAAGGGGUAUUACACGAUGGUUUUUAACACUGCGGAAGAUAAGUUGCGCGCUAAAGCUCAGACUAUUUGGGAAGUUUUUGGCGGACAUCUGCGGAUUCGUGAAUGGACAAAAAAUUUCGAUCCUUUUAAAGAGCAUUCUUCGUUGGCGAAUGUUUGGGUGAGGAUACACUAUCUGCCUAUUGAAUACUGGAAUGUCGAAGUUCUCACUAGCAUAGCAAGAUUUGUGGGACAUCCCUUAAGGGUUGAUGGGACUUCAGCUCAGAGAGAUUUCGGCCAAUUUGCUCGAAUCUUUAUCGAAAUAGAUAUGUCUAAACCUCUUCCUAAUACUCUCCUUGUUGAUGGAAAUGAUGUUUCUUUUCAUGUGGAAUUUACAUAUGAAUAUUUACCUCUUUUUUGUUCCAGAUGCAAAAUAACAGGACACGCCCUGGAUAAGUGUCGGAAAGGAAAAUCUUUUGAUGGCGAUAGCUUGCGGAACACUGGAAACCAACCACAGAAAAGCAAGAGAAGCUCACUGAUCUGA
Molecule: messenger RNA, 1083 nt
Organism: Salvia miltiorrhiza (redroot sage)
Lineage: Eukaryota; Viridiplantae; Streptophyta; Magnoliopsida; Lamiales; Lamiaceae
Exons: 1
Coding region: 1-1083 (360 amino acids)
Source: RefSeq, a predicted model, not a curated record